Messenger RNA from Lachnellula hyalina, 1665 nucleotides. Its product is annotated as Quinate permease. Gene Ontology annotation, molecular function: carbohydrate:proton symporter activity. NCBI's taxonomy places the organism in Eukaryota, Fungi, Ascomycota, Leotiomycetes, Helotiales, Lachnaceae. Gene Ontology annotation, cellular component: membrane. Gene Ontology annotation, biological process: transmembrane transport; carbohydrate transport. The record is from RefSeq and is a predicted model, not a curated record. The transcript is spliced from 17 exons. Bases 1 to 1665 code for a protein of 554 amino acids.
AUGGGUUUAUUACAGAAAGUUGUCAAAAAUGAGGCAAUGAAGCAGGAUCCUCCCCAGAUCUAUGGAUGGAAGGUCUUUUUCUUGUCUGCCAGUGCAUGUUUUGGAGGAAUGCUGUUUGGCUGGGAUAUUGGCUCAAUUGGAGGAAUCCUUGUUAUGCCGUCUUUCAUGAAGUGCGUUACGGUGCCGAGACAUAUGUCGAUGGGCAAUGAACUAAUCGGGUACAGAGCUUAUGGUAUUGCAAAGUUGAGUGCUAAGGACAGAGCAAACUUGCAGAGCAACAUCGUUAGUACACUCCAAGGAGGAUGUUUCUUUGGAUCCUUGAUUGCAUAUUACAUUGCAGAUAGGUGGGGUCGAAAGCCCGCGUUGUUGAUUGCAUCAAUGGUUACAAUCCUAGGUAUAAUAGUUCAAUGUUCUUCAGACGGGCAUGUUGCUGCACUCUAUGUCGGCCGUCUCGUAGCAGGAUUGGGUGUUGGAGCUGCUAGCAUGCUCACGCCUCUCUACGUUUCUGAAAACGCGCCUCGCGCAAUUCGUGGCGGAUUGACCGGUCUUUAUCAGCUAUUCAUUGCAACGGGCACUAUGCUGAGUUUCUGGACUAACUAUGGAACCUUGGGGAAUCUCAAAGGGAACGCUCAAUGGCAGGUUCCACUGGCACUUCAAGCUCUUCCCGCUCUCGCGCUUUUCUUCGGUCUCGUCCUCUGUAACGAAUCGCCAAGAUGGUUGGCCAGACAAGACAAUUGGGACAAGGCUACAACAGUCUUGACGAGACUCAGGAACUUGCCCGUAGACCAUGAAUACAUCCACAUGGAAUUGGAAGAAAUGAGAGAGCAACUGGAGAACGAGCGACUUUUGAUUGGGGGAGCUACUUUCAUCGACCUUCAGAAAGAGAUGUGGUUGAUCAAGGGAAACAGAAACAGAGCUCUCACUUCGAUCGGACUCAUGAUCUGUCAGCAGAUGACCGGAACCAACGCUAUCAACUACUAUGCUCCCCUAAUUUUCCUCAACCUGGGUAUUCCAGCAGCCCAACAAGGACUCUUUGCCACAGGCAUCUACGGCAUCGUCAAAAUGGUAGCCUGCGCAGCAUUCCUCCUACUCGCCGCCGACUCCCUCGGACGCCGUCGCUCCCUCCUCUGGACCUCCAUAGCCCAAGGCAGCGCCAUGUUCGUAAUCGGCUUCUACAUCCGUUUCGACCCGCCCAUAAAAGGCCACCCCAUCCCGCCCGUUGGCUACUUCGCCCUAACCUGCAUCUUCCUCUUCGCCGGCUUCUUCCAAUUCGGCUGGGGUCCCUGCUGCUGGAUCAUCGUCUCGGAGAUCCCGACCGCUCGUCUGAGAGCUAUGAAUGUAGCGCUUGCGGCUGCGACGCAGUGGCUCUUUAAUUUCGUCGUUGCGCAGGCCGUGCCGCAUAUGCUUACUGAUGUCGGGGCGAAUGGCUAUGGGACGUAUUUUGUUUUUGGGAGUUUUUGCUUCGCCAUGUUCUUUUUUGUGUGGUUUUUGAUUCCGGAGACUAAAGGAUUGAGUUUGGAGAAGAUGGAUGAUCUCUUUGGUGUCACUGAGCUCGUGGGGAAGAUGAUUCAUGAAGAUAAAGAAGCACACCAUAAGCCAAUGGAGAUUCACGAGAGCACUGCUACAGCCCCUGCAGCUCAUGCUACUGAUAGUCCCUCAAUCUAA